UUUCCGCCACAUGGUUUGGACGUAAAUAAAAAAAAGUCGUCUUUCUGUUUAUUCUGGUAUUUCUGCUGUCAAAUGUAUCAGUUUUGAUAAAUAAGCUUGAAGACUUUAAUUUCCUGGUUGUAUAGUUACCCGUGAAUUUUGAAGUCUAACGAGCUGUAACACUGUUGACUGAUUCAUCUGCUCAUAAACCGAUCACACACUGACACAGAAAAUGAUGGAGGACGAGGAGGAUCUUAUAAAUGCUCCUAGCGCCAGCGAGGACGAGGAUGAUGACAAAAGACAUGCGAAGUUGUUGGACGCCAUCUCUGGGCUUGGCGGAAAGAAAGUAAACAAGAGAAGCCAGAGGACAGUGCCGACCAAUCAGGUGUCAGAGUUCAACUUCACAGCGGCCACAGAUGACAGUAAGGUGAAGCUACAUGAGUUGGUGGGGACUCUGAAGACUUCUGCCAAACAUGGUUCUCUCAAGAACCAGCUAAACCGGGUCCAGAACCAGAAAGUUCUGUCAGUUCCCCUACCCAAGCACCAAAAAGAAAAGAUUGAGAGAGAAGUGGCAUACAAAAAUACAAGCAAAGAGGUUUCUAAGUGGGACUCUGUUGUCAAUAGCAACAGACAGGCAGAACAGCUGCAGUUUCCUCUCCAGAAAUCUGAAGUCCACCUACUGAACACAACAGGGAAGUUCAAACAGCUAAAGCCACGCACACCCCUGGAGCUGGAGAUCGCGGCCGUAUUGAGCGGGAAUAGUGAUGUUCUCCCCACUGAGAACAGGGAGCUCACCCCCGCAGAGGAGAGGGCACUGGCAGCCAUGGAUCUAGAGGAGGCUAAAGAGCGUCGAGCAGAACUACAGAAGUUCCGAGCUCUGAUGUCAUACAAAGAAGCGAAGGCUAAAAGACAGAAAAGAAUCAAGAGCAAAAAAUAUCACCGGGUGUUAAAGAAAGAGAAGCUGAAACAUGAGAAGAAGGCUCUAGAGGAGUUAGAGAAGAACGACCCGGCGGCUUACCAGGAGAAAGUGGAGGAUGUGGAGAGGCAGCGCAUAGAGGAGCGAAUGAGUUUGAAACACAGAGGAGGCAGUAAAUAUUCCAAGAAACAAAUGCUGUAUGCCAAGUACGACGACCAGGCCAGGCAGAGAGUCCAAGAUAUGCUGCACACAAGUAGGCAACUAACACAAAAGUCCGUCGCAGUGAGCGACAGUGAAGAUGAUGAAGAGGCGAUGGACUCAGAAGAUGAAAUGAUAGAGAGAGAGUUAUCUUCCCUGUCUUCCAAUCCCUGGAUGAAGGUGGCAGCACAGCCAGUGGCAAAGUCCAAGUUUUCUCGCCCUGAGGUCGUGCUGAACAGUGAAGGAAAAGAGGAGGAGGAAAGUGAAAGUGAGUCUGAUGAAGAUGAAGAUGUGCUGAUGAAGAUGGGGAGGGAACUAGAGAAGAGACAAAAGAAACCUGUACAUGCUCAUCUUGUGGAGGAAGAAAUGGAAAAAAACAUUCAAAAGCCAGAAAAUCAAAGGCAGGAAAAGGAAAAGUCAGUUAAAGCUUCGGGGGAAGAUGUCAAAAACUCACAAAAUAAAAAAAAUAAAACACAGAAAACGAAAAAGGCAGCUCCAAAAGUGGAAGAAAACAUUGAUGAGAUCUUCCAAAAGCUGGAAGAUAAAGCUCCCGAUGACAGGAAGAAAAUGGAGGAAGAUGUGAAGAGAGAUUCUGAAAAUAAGAAAAAAAAGAAAAGGCGAAGGGGGAAAAAGAAGAUGGAAGACCAGGAUGAUGAAGCAGAGAAGGCAGAGGACAUGAAUGAUGCUCCUUUAAUCAGUGAAGGAUUGAAAAGGAAGAAAACCCUUGAUGAUCUGGAGGAAGAUGAAGAAGAAGAAGAAGAGUCUAUUUCUGGCAGAUCUUCCAUGAUGGCAAAGAGAGAGACUGAAAUAACAAACAAUGGUUCAUUUACUGAGGACAGUCCAAAUACCAAAGAAGAAGUGUUUGUGGACCCCAAAAAACUCUUCACUCUGGAGACAAAGAUAUCGGACAUUGCUAACCCUGAGGUCACAGGCAGAGAUGGGGAGGAGGAGGAGUCUGACGGAGAAGAGGCCCAGCGCUCUAUCAUCGCUCAGGCCUUCGCUGACGAUGAUGUCAUCGACGAAUUUGUGAAGGAGAAGAAUGCAAUCGUGGAUAGGGACAAGCCGACAGACAUUGACCUUUUUCUGCCAGGCUGGGGGGCGUGGGGAGGGGAGAGUGUGAAGGUGUCCAAGAAGAAACGCAAGAAGUUCAUAAUUAAAGCCCCGGAGGGUCCCCCGCGCAAGGACAAACGCCUUGGUAACGUGAUCAUCAGUGAGAAAAAGGACAAGGCCAUCAGUAAACAUCAGGUCAAUGAUCUCCCUUUUCCGUACGUGACGGUGGAGCAGUACGAGCAGGCUAUCCGCGCUCCGAUCGGAAAGACCUGGAACCCGGAGACAGCUGUGAAGGAACUGGUUAAACCAAAAAUCGUCACCAAGCUCGGAGGAAUCAUCCAACCAAUCAGCAAGGCUGACGGUCCGGAGGUUCUUCGUCAGGUUUUCUUAGAACGUGGGUGGAUUGAGUUUGAUGAGGAUUUGCAGGAAGAUUACGACUGGAAUAUUUGGUGGAGAACAUCAAGGUUCCGUAACUGCGAUUACGACAGUAUCCAAAAAUGGCAGAGGUUAAAUCACUAUCCAAAAUCUACGGGUAUUACAAAGAAGGAUUGCCUGGCGCGGAACUUGAAGCGAAUGAAAGGUGUCCACGGGGCUGGGGUGUACAACUUCUGUCCAAUGACGUUUAAUCUUCCAAAUGAUUACACCCGAUUUGUCGCAGAGUACAGCAAGCUGAAACAAAAACAAGGCGAAAACAAAACAAUGUACUGGAUUUGUAAGCCGGCUGACAUGUCAAGAGGAAGGGGCAUCUUCAUCUUCAGUGAUAUGUCGGAUCUUCAAUAUGACUGCAAUGCUGUUCUCCAGAGGUACAUUUCUAAUCCUCUUUUGAUUGGAGGGUAUAAAUUUGAUGUUCGAAUCUAUGUAGCUGUACCAUCAUUUCAUCCCCUGACAGUUUAUAUAUACGAAGAAGGAAUCGCUAGAUUUGGAACUGAAAAAUUUGAUCUUUCUUCUUUAAAGAAUGUUUUCUCCCAUCUCACUAACACAUCUAUAAAUAAACAUAGUCCGGCUUAUACGACUGAUAAGGAACGAAUCGGACCGGGCUGCAAGUGGACACUGACCCAGUUACGGUAUUACUUCCAUCAAAAUAACAUUGACGACAGCGUGCUGUGGAUCCGGGUCAUGAACCUCAUUAUUCUGACCGUCCUAGUCCAGGCUCCUCAAGUCCCUAAGAUGGAGAACUGUUUUGAGCUGUAUGGAUUCGACGUCCUGAUUGAUGAGAAUCUGAAGCCAUGGCUGCUGGAGGUCAAUUUCAGUCCUUCACUGAGCUCAGAUUGUCAGACAGAUAUAUUAGUCAAAAAGCCUCUGCUUCAUGAUCUGAUGGAUCUCAUGCAUUUCAAAGACCAAGACAAGGAAAGAGGGGGUGAUGUGUACAGGCAGUUGACCAAUCGAUCCAAGGCCCUGGAGACGGAUCGGUACUCCUCUGUCAGCCGAACUGGAAGAAGUUCCGCCAUCAACAGAAGUUCAUCCAAUUUCCAGAAAAGUCUCAGUGCUCUCAGCAAGCAACAGUCCACAGUCAAAGAGAGUACGUCCUACAUCGAACAAGACAACGAAGUGGAGAAGAAGAAAGAGGCAGAAAAGAUGUGCUAUGGGUUGCCAUUGGUCAAUCCUGCAGACGAUGACAAGCGGCCAGAUAGUGCGAGUUCUGGUGUGUCCAGUGCCGGGAGUGAGAAGUUGGAUGAAGUCACAGCGGAGCACAAGCCGAUUAUCCACAAGAGUGCCAGCGCUGGUCAGUUGACACGAGAAAAAAGCCGAACAUCUGUGACAUUCAGUAUAGGUCCGCCUAGCUCUAGGUCCAUCGUAAAAGCUCCUAGUCUGACGGACAUGAAUAACAAUCAGCCCACUAGUCAAUCUGUGAUCCACACGACCAUCGGUCCGGUUCAGACCGUGUUUGUACGCAGGUCCAGUACUCUGUCCUCAAAUUCCAAAUCUCAUAAGGCUGAGAAGGGAUCCUUAAAGAGUUGUGCUACCUCCGACAGUGCAAUAUCCAGUCUCUACUCGGGAUCAGGGAGCGAGAACUCGGAUCUUGUGUCGCUUCCCGAGGAGUCUCGAAGACGGUCCAGUAAUCUUGUCACUGGACAACGAAGGCCCAGUUACACAUAUGGUCAGACCAGUGACAACACAUCAAACCUCAAGAAUAGCAGUGACCAACCAAAGAGCUCCUUAACUAAAUCCUCAUCAUCUAGUCAACUAUCAUCAAAAAUCAAAUCUCUCAGACCUAGUGGAAACUCUAGUGCUUUGAGGAAAAUUUCCUCCUCUGGAACAGUGACCCCAAAGCCAAAUUUGUACCCCCAGAGGGCAGCAAGUCGAGCCCAGCAGAUGAACUACGAAGCUCCAUCAUCACAACGAGAAGUUCGUUCCUUGUCCCACCAAAGCAAUACACAACGAAGCCAGCCCAGGCGCUUCACGCCAGCCAACGAAUCUCAGGCACCCUUUACAAAGGUCUCGUUACGGAAAUCUCAGGGCAGUAGGUUGGGUGAUCAGGAGGGUGCUCACCCAACUCGACGAAGCAUCAAUGGAUCUCGCAUGAACAUUCGUAAUCGAGCUCAACUCAACAGCCAGCAGGGAAAGUCAAAGGUCAAAGGUCCUCCGUCAAGGGUCGGUAGUUUCUACCUUGCUUUUCCUUUUAGUGAGGUCUCCUACAAGACGGCCAAUGGAUCGCUAGAUGCCCAUGUAGUUAUUCGAGAGUCGCAGAAGAAUUUGCGAGAAGUUCUUCAUAACAUUGACAAGAGUAAGGGAGAGAAGAAGACGGGCGGCUUCCUUCCGUUUGGUGCCAAAGAAGACGUCGAUGGAGAGAGACUAUGGCCGCCCGUCAAGCCUCCUCCGGAAGUCACAUGACCAUAGAGCAUUGGAUUUUUUUGUUGGAGAAAAAUGUUUCAUUCGAGAUCUGGAUGAGCCAAUGGAGUCUGGCCAAAACCCCAAAUCUCAGCACAGACCACAGAUGAUGAGGAAAACCCAAAACUACCAUAUCUUUCUUAUAGUACCCAGUGUAAAAUUUUAUGUUGAGUUCAUUAAUAUAGAAAUUGCUCCAUUUAUGUUUGAAAAAUCAAUCCCAGAUUUCUAUGGUUUGUUCCUUUUGUAAUUAUGUAAAAUUAAACAAAAAAUCAUUUAAAAAAAUUAAAAUUGUGCAUUUUGAAAUUUUAAAAGAGUAAAAGAAAAAUUUUUUUUUUUGAAAAUUCAUAUUGUGACAGCAUUUAUCAUGUUACUGCCUCGUGUAUUUUCCUCCAAAAGAACUAAAAACACACAAUUUAUUGGGUCAUUAAGACACUUUUGAAGUUUUGAUGAAGAUUACUAUUUUCAUGGUGUACAAGUUAUCCCCCAUUUUAGGCAUUUAUACACCUCAAUUAUUAAUUUUAAUACCAAGACAGCAUGGCCAUUUUGUUUUUCGUACUCCAUGUUUUGUUGCAGUGUUGCA
Molecule: messenger RNA, 5552 nt
Organism: Magallana angulata
Lineage: Eukaryota; Metazoa; Mollusca; Bivalvia; Ostreida; Ostreidae
Exons: 15
Coding region: 212-4975 (1587 amino acids)
Biological process (GO): protein modification process; rRNA processing
Cellular component (GO): nucleolus; small-subunit processome
Source: RefSeq, a predicted model, not a curated record